GUGAUCCUCUGCGCUCCCGAGUGUCGCUGAUGACGAGGUGAAAAUGGCGGAUCUUUCGAAAUCCGACCCGCGGCCCGAAAUAGCAGCGCGGCUACAAGCAAACUGAACGUCUCCGGCUGCGCUUGAGGAGCUGUCGUGGGCGACUCUGCUUGUCGCGGGGGCUGCAGGGUCGCUCAUCUCCGGCGGAACGGGGCGGCCGGGGUGCGGUGGCAGUGGGAGCGGGCUCGUCGUCGGAAGUGGCAGCGCGAGCGGCGGUCCCGCCAGAACGCGGCAAUGGUGCUAAGCUAACUAGUCUAGCGGCGUCUCGUCGAGGAGGGACAGCGAGUCUCAGUCUGUGGGAUCCGAGGGCCCCAUCGUGGUCAAACUGAAGGAUUCUGAAGAUGGACGUGGUAUCACCAGAGCUGAAUAGCAUCCUCCCAGAUGAGAUCAUGGACACAGAGGCUAUUGUGAUAGAGGAGGAGCUCCCAGCAGAUGCCACUGUGCCUUUAGCCCAGGUAGAGCUGCCGACACCAGUGCCCAUGGAAACAGAGCUACCAGAGAUUGUUAAUCUGAGCUCGGCUGGAACCCCUAUGCAGAGGACGCAGGCCCUGACCACAUCCACCAGCACGGACUCCAGCCACUGCAGCAUGGGCUCAGGUACCCAGCUGCUUUUGACUGCCUCAGUGGCACCCAGGCCAGCCACACCUGCUGUCUCCAAGUCCACCAGCCCAGGGGUCAGCGGAGGGCUGCAGCGGCUCACCACCCCCUUUGCCAUUCAGGGUAACCACCAGAUCAUCCUCAACAAGGUGUCUGCCACAGCAUCCUCUGACGAGAAGUCACCCAGCCCCCAUGUGCUGAAACAGGAGGGACAAAAGCUAGUGGUCACGGGCCUGAGCAAGUCAGGGCAGCCUAUUGUGCUGGCAUUGCCACACACUAACCCAAAGCCUGGCUCAGCACAGGCCACAGGGGAUGCUAAGGCCCAAACGCAGCAGUUCAAGGUGGUCACCAUUGGGGGCCGGCCGGACCUUAAGCCUGUAGUGGGGGUACAGGCAGUAAGCACAGCCAGCCAGCUGUUGGGAACCACUCAGCAGUCGACCCUGCAGACUCAGCAGCUGAAGACUGUACAGAUUGCUAAGAAAACGCAAGCAUCUUCAUCAGGACCAAUGAUAACCAAGUUUAUCAUCACAAAACCUCUGAAUAGCAAAGGUGUGUCGGGUCAGACAUCAGUGUCACCAGUUAUUACAGGAAGAGUAAUUCCUCAGAACACGCCAGGAACUCCCCCACGGACCAUUUCCAUCUCAGAGACGUCUGCUGUGCAGACAGUCUCCAGCAGCAAGGUCCCCAUCUCACCCCUCAAGUCCCCCAGUAAGCUCACCGUCGUCUCUGUGGCUUCUCAGUCUCCCAGCUCCCCUCAAAAGUCAGUAGCUCUGCCUAUAAAUGUGGCCCUUGGCCAGCAGAUCCUGGCAGUCCAGCAGUCCACGGCCACAUCACCAGCCAAAGGGGUCUCCAACAGCUCAACCCCUCAAACAAUGAAGCCAGUGCAAACGGUAGCGGUUGGGGGAGUGGGAACACCACAGUUCAAGACCAUCUUCCCCUUGACCACACCUCCCAACGUGCAACAGAUCCAGGUGCCCGGUAGCAGGUUCCACUAUGUGCGGCUGGUCACAGCCACGACAGGAAGUGGAGUAACCGCGACGGCGAGCACCAGUACCAACUCGCCGGCCAUUCAGCCAGCAGCCAAACCAAUGGUGGUGAACACGGCAGCAAUGAGGAUGUCUGUCCCCAUUGUUCCAGCACAGUCCAUGAAGCAGGUGGUGCCUAAGCCCCUGACCUCCUCAGCUCCCCAGGUGGCAACCAGCAGCCAGACACAGCAGCGCCUCAUCAUGCCUGCCACACCAUUACCUCAGAUCCAGCCGAACCUGACCAACCUGCCCCCAGGCACUGUGCUGGCUCCAGCUCCUGGGGCAGGCAACGUAGGUUACGCUGUACUGCCAGCACAGUAUGUUACACAGCUCCCACAAUCCACGUUUGUGACCCUGGCCAGCAGCAGCAGCAGUUUCUCCACUCCAACCGGCAUUCAGACUCAAGCCAGGCUCUCUCUUAACGGUUUAUCAACAUCCGAUUCAUCUUCAAGACCACGAAAACCCUGCAACUGCACAAAGUCACAGUGUCUGAAACUGUACUGUGACUGCUUUGCCAAUGGAGAAUUCUGCAAUAAUUGCAACUGCACUAAUUGCUUCAACAAUCUUGAGCAUGAGACAGAGCGCCUGAAAGCCAUCAAGGCAUGCCUGGACCGGAACCCAGAGGCCUUCAAGCCCAAGAUUGGCAAGGGGAAAGAAGGCGAGUCAGACCGCAGGCAUAGCAAGGGCUGCAACUGCAAACGUUCGGGUUGCCUGAAGAACUACUGCGAAUGUUAUGAGGCCAAGAUCAUGUGCUCAUCGAUCUGUAAAUGUGUGGGCUGUAAGAACUUCGAGGAGAGCCCAGAAAGGAAGACUCUUAUGCACUUGGCAGAUGCUGCAGAGGUCCGGGUCCAGCAGCAGACUGCUGCCAAGACCAAGCUGUCUUCACAGAUAUCGGACUUGUUGACCAGAACCAUGCCAGCUAUUACUAGUGGCGGGGGGAAGCUACCCUACACUUUCGUCACUAAGGAAGUGGCCGAGGCGACGUGUGACUGCUUGAUGGAGCAGGCAGAGCAGGCUGAACUGACCGACCAGCCCCAUGCGGUUGCAGAGAGGAUGAUCUUGGAGGAGUUUGGCCGCUGCCUGAUGAGAAUCAUUAGCUCUGCAGGCCAAGCCAAGGCUGACUGCUCCAUCAACUGCUAGGUCGGAGGGCCCACUGCUGCUGGAGCAGUGGCUGGUAAUUGCCGAGGACAGGUUGAGACGGCAUUCCUCCCUCAAAUAGCCUCACUGCCCUGUUCGUCUGGCCAGUUUCUGACCCCAGAACUGUGGAGGCUACCCUUGGGCCUGGUGAGGAUGAGGCCCAACUGGAACUCUGGCUCCAGUAAAAUGCUGACCUCAGUCUCACCCCUUCACCUCUUCAGACAGAAGCCAGAGAAGUAGACAGCCUUGGUUGGGGUGGAAUGUGGUGUCAGAGCUCCCCUCCCCUGCUGCACUCCACUAACUGCUGUGCCUAAUCCAAUUCCCUGGGCAGCAAAACUCGGGAAGGAUGGUCUCACCAAAGGAAAAAGCGUUGAGUAAGAGGGAAUGAAGACUGGUGGAGUUUCAGUGUACCCGUGUGACCAGGAUUUGUUUGCUUUUGGGAUUUUGUUUUAGAGGCUAUGUACAGUUUUGAAGUAAAUAUUUUUAUGGAUUUUCUUUCUUUGUGGAUAUGCCCCACCAUUCAUGUCAUUCUUUUUUUUUUUUUUUUCCCCCCCCGUUUCUGCUUCUCAUUUGCCUUGCAGGUGUGUUAUCAUUACUUGUGACCUCCACAGCAAGAGGAAGUAGGCAAGGUGAUCUCUCCAUAUCUCUGAAAGUUCACUUUAUUAUAAUCAUGUUUUUAGUAUACAGUAAGUAGGCCUUACUGUGGGUUGUAUGAAUGCAUAAUAUAUACUACAUCUUAAAGAUCCUUAGUUUCAGCUGGUGUUUAAUGAAUAGGCAGAGACUCCUGGGAGAGAGCCAUCUUACUAAUACCAUUGAAAGAGAUCAUAAACACCUCAGUUGAAGAAAGGACUUUCCCACAAAUUUCGUUCAGUGUGUCCCCAAAUUAGUAUUGUUUACUUGUGGAUGGCCAAACAAAGUGCAUACAUUGCAUUUGGUAGCAGUUAUAUUGUACACAGACUGAAGGUUAUAAAUUAAUAUUCACUUAACUGAAGGCUUAAAUGGCAUUUGUGUCUGUAUUAGUGGUAAUAUUCAAAGCCUGCUUUUAUGGCACUAAUCAAUUGCAAAAUCACACUGCUGUUGGCACCAGUUUGAUUUCUGCAAUAAAAUUGUGCCUGUGAGUUUAAUGUAACUCAUAAACUAUGCUUUUAAAGCAACAAUCUAUUCAGUUUAAUUUUUCUAAAGAAAUCUUUAAAGGUAUAACAGACAUGGCAGUGUUUUCCUCUUGACCCAUUCAAUAUACACAAGUAUAUUUGAUAAUUAUUUGACUGAAAAGGUUUUCAGCCUGUGAAGGGUCAAGUUUUCUUCUAUAGUGGAAAUCACAUACCUUUAUAGACGUUUAUUGUCUAAUACAGCCAUUCGGUCGACACGAGGACUAACACAUGUAGUAUGUUAAAAUAACUAAUGGGUUUUUCAAUCAACAUUAAGACUCUGCUUUGUCAAAUAUCUUGAAUGCUAUAUGGGUUAUUUAAAACUGAGGAUUACGUUGUGCUUCAGUGAGGUGCAGUCCAUCCUUAUUAAUCUAUGCCACCUAUGUACACGUCACGUGUCACGUUUUGUCCUUGAUUAAAGAACUGGCUUAACUUCUAGCAAACUUGAUUUAUUACCUCCAAGGGACCGUCACAAAUCAAAUAAUUAAGACUGGACUCGUAGAGUCAAUACUGUUUCUUAAUAUGAUUGGCAGUCCAGUUUGUUUUGCAAGUGCCAGUAUUUAUAGCCAUCCCCAUGAAUCUCCUCUCAUUUUUUUCCCCCAAAAUAGACUUUUAUAUCUGAAAUGCCCCAUUCAACUUCAAACAACAAUGUUUUGUACCUUAACAUCACCUUGAAAGGGCUGUAUUAAACUGAGAUAACUUGCAUUACAGUGCGGAUGUUUUACUUUUGAAGAGUGCCUUCUCUAAGUGAACUGGUGAAUCUGGGUAUAUAAAGUACAAAUGGAGAAUUAAGAUGGACAUAAAUGUACAAUUUUAAGAACAGCUUUUGUAAUUUAUAUCCCCUGCCAUUUAAUUCCUGCACAGUUUAAUUUUAUAAUUAGGUCUUGUAUCUUGAAAACAUCUUUUGUUGGUGAUACCAAUUGCUGGGAUGGUGUGUGUAUGUGCUUUGAACUGUCUAACAAAAUAAUCACUACCAGAAUGUGGUUGUUGAUGGUAGCAUAACUAUAUUCCCAAGAUACACAUGCCUUAAGUUUCUCUUUUGCUCAGGGCAUCAAGGAGUAAACCCUUCCUGCUUCUUUCAUUUACAGUACCUGUAUUUAAUUUUUGCUGAGAAUUUUGCCAUGAUGGAUAAAUGUAUGGUGAUUGGGGAAAGGGGGGGGGGAAACACUUCCGAAGUGGUGAAUUUUAAAUUGUCAGAUUGUACUUUCUGUAGGCUACCUUUAAUUAUGCUAGUGUUAUGGUGCCAUAUGAAAAUGUGGCAAUCCCUUGACAUAAGAAUAUUGUAUUGCUCUUUUUGCCUGGGUGUUUCAUUGCUGUCUCCACUCCCCCCUUCACUUACGCAAAUGAUGCAGCCAGCGAUGACUUUUAACGUUUUAUCAAGAAAUUUCUAAAGUAACUUGACCAUAUCAUUUCACAUUUGGGUUAAUAUUAACUGUUUUAAUAACGGAUAUCUGUUGAAAUAUAAUUUGCGACUAUAAUGUUGCUCUGUGGAAGAAGUCAGUUCUGUUUCAUCUGGGGUGCAGGAUAUAUUGUUCGGAGUAAGUUUUGUUUGUCCCCUCAUAGAAAUGUUUUUUGUCCCCCAGCACUACUCUGAGUAGUAUAUAAGAGACUGCAUUAACUGCACAGUCAUACAUCCAAAUUCUUUCAGUAGGUAGCUUCCAAAGGGCUGGCAGUACACACAAGCACAAACCCAAAACCAUGUUUUUUUUUUUUUUUU
Molecule: messenger RNA, 5663 nt
Organism: Scleropages formosus (Asian bonytongue)
Lineage: Eukaryota; Metazoa; Chordata; Actinopteri; Osteoglossiformes; Osteoglossidae
Gene: lin54
Product: lin-54 DREAM MuvB core complex component
Exons: 14
Coding region: 381-2801 (806 amino acids)
Biological process (GO): regulation of DNA-templated transcription
Cellular component (GO): nucleus
Source: RefSeq, a predicted model, not a curated record